AACCAAUAGUGACUGUUCAGCCGAAGAAAAGGUUGUGUGUGUGUGAGAGAGAGUGUGUGCAUGAUGGAAGGGCUGUACACACACAGUGUGUAUCUGCUCCAGGAGCUGCAGGAACAGAGAAUUCAGGGGCUGCUGUGUGACUGCACGUUGGUGGUGAAGGGCGUAUGCUUUAAAGCACACAAGAACGUCCUUGCCGCCUUCAGCCCCUACUUCAGAUCUCUGUUCCAGAACUCUCCAGCAGUGAAAAACGAUGUGUUUCAUCUGUCUAUUCAGGACGUAGGGGGCAUCGGACAGAUUCUGGACUACAUGUACACUUCUCACCUGGAGCUCAACCCGGACAACGCGCACACACUGCUGCACAUUGCACAGAGCCUACAGGUGUCUAACAUUCUUAACAUGUGCACUGCAUACUUGAAGCCAGUGACUCCGCCUCUUUCACUACCCGAUUGUGUUCUGGGGAGCCCUUUACCUGCAGAGCCUGACUUCCAAAGCCCCGCCCCCAGUGAUAUCACCAAUCCCAAUGUUCAACACAGACGACCCCAACAGACAACUGGGAUGUCAGUGGCUCCACCCGCAGGCAACCUGGAAGCAGCCAGUAAUCUUCCAGCUCAUGGUUACAAGCUGAGGAACUUUUACAGCAGGCAGUAUUUUAAAAAAGUGGCAGAGGAGCAGAAUAAUACACAAGGUGCCAGUCACAGCCUUCCAAAGCCGCCCACAAAUACAGAAAAACAAUCACUACAUUCGACGCCAUCUACAACAACCAGUCAGAUACCACCAGACACAGGAAAUCGUGCUCUGUCUCAAUCCACCGUGCCUGUGAUGUCACAGACAUUAACAUGCUAUUCAAACGCUACCGUGUCCACUUCUUCCUUGUCAUCAUCGACUUCCUGUUCUAAUACUCCUGUGCUUCCUGUGAGUGGGGCAAAAAGUACCCCUGUGUCUCGCACCAUGUGCUCUAAAAAGGCUGUUUACCUGAAGAAGUUCAAUUACCAUGUUUUAGAUGAUGGGGUGGAGCCUGAGGUUUUGAUUGACAGCUGCAGUUCAGAACGAGACCAGCAGGUGGGGACAGAACGCAGGCCAGAACUCAGCAGCAUAGACACGCCCACUGAGGAGCCAGUGGAGGAACCAGAACCCAGGAUGCUAACUAACCCUUCCCCACCACAGCAGCCAGAGCAGACAUGCCCUCAAAGUCAGACAUCAGAAGGGUCAAAGGUCGCAGAGAGGAGUAACAAAUGCUGCUGUGAAGUGUGUGGGAAAACAUUUAAACACCCCAGUAAUCUAGAACUACACAAACGCUCACACACUGGUGAGAAGCCAUUCCAGUGUAAUGUGUGUGGAAAGAAGUUUUCCCAGGCGGGAAACCUGCAAACUCAUCUCCGCCGGCAUUCAGGAGAGAAACCCUAUAUCUGUGAGCUCUGUGGGAAAAGUUUUGCCGCAUCAGGUGAUGUUCAGCGGCACAUUGUCAUCCACUCAGGAGCACGACCUCACCUGUGUGACAUCUGUGGACGAGGUUUUGGUAACCUCAGUAAUCUGAAGGAGCAUAAGAAGACUCACAGUUCAGAAAAAGAGUUUACCUGCGAUCAGUGUGGCAAGUCAUUCAACAUGCAGAGAAAACUAAUCAAACACACAAUGAGACACACAGGAGAGAAACCGUACUGCUGCCAGACCUGUGGUAAGUGCUUUGCCGGAUCAGGUGACCUCCAGCGGCACGUGCGUUCACACACGGGUGAGCGUCCGUACGUGUGUGAAACCUGCGGGAAAGGUUUCACACGCACUGCAGUGCUACGCCGUCACCGAAACUCUCACUGCAACACGCCAACACACACCUCCACAGACACACGCUCUACGCCCUGUCACACUGAGGCUGACCCUACACACACUCAACUGCACACCAUAACCACCACUCAUUCUCCACACUCUCCUCAUUCCCACAAUCAGAGUGAACUCUGUACUCUUCCUCAUCCUGCCUCUGCCCCGCCUCCUCUGGAAAGUUCCAGGCAAGCUCCGCCCUCUCAUGACGCUGCCUCCACUACGUUGUUCUCCUCACACUCUUCUUCAUCUUCUUCUUCUUCUUCUUCUUCUUCUCUCCCAGAUUUGCGCUCUAGUGUUGCGCAUCAUUUCAUAUCCAAGCCCUUUCCUUUGAACUCUAAGGCUCCUCCCCAUCCUCUAAGGCCUGCCCUCCACUCUGACUCUUCCUUCAGCUGGGACUCGCAAUGAAAAUGCUACAGAAAAUGCAAUCAGAGUCUAAAAGUCAACUACUGACAUCUGUGUUUAGUCCACCAGUUAUUAAAGAUGAAUAAAAUGUUCAUAAAUUAUGUUUUUCACACUAAACUCAUCAUUGUAAUUGGUGCUAACAAAGGGAUCGUUAAAAAAAAAAUUGCUGCUUUCUCCAAAUGUUUUAUAUCCAAGUUUGUUCUUUAGUCUUUCACUGGAGCUAUGACACUUAAUGAAAUAGUGAAAACAAUGAAACGUCCAGUUUAGCACUGUGCAAAUUUUGUACCUAAAUUAUCACUUAGACAAUAUUGUUCAGCUCAGUAUCGUUUUGCACAACAAGUUGGAACUAUAUUAUGAGCUGAAUCACUUCUUUUGUCCAUUUUUAUAGAUAAAGCUAAACAAAAAAUGGCAAGCUUUGAACACUGAAUUUCUUGCCUUAUCAUUGUGUACAAUACAUUUACCAUGGCCACUAGAGUGCACCAUAUCCUUAUGUCCUAAGUGUCCAUUACAUGACAAUGGCAGGUAUAAAGUUUGUAUAAAUUUAUUUUUCUUCCUGAGUUGCUAUUCUGUUAUACAUUGGUGUUUAAUCUGUCGCUGCUAAGACUA
This is a messenger RNA of Ictalurus furcatus (blue catfish), 2820 nucleotides long. It is a transcript of the gene zbtb49, whose product is annotated as zinc finger and BTB domain containing 49. Bases 61 to 2217 code for a protein of 718 amino acids. NCBI's taxonomy places the organism in Eukaryota, Metazoa, Chordata, Actinopteri, Siluriformes, Ictaluridae. Gene Ontology annotation, molecular function: protein binding; RNA polymerase II cis-regulatory region sequence-specific DNA binding; DNA-binding transcription factor activity, RNA polymerase II-specific. Gene Ontology annotation, cellular component: nucleus. The transcript is spliced from 9 exons. Gene Ontology annotation, biological process: regulation of transcription by RNA polymerase II. The record is from RefSeq and is a predicted model, not a curated record.